Oryzias melastigma (Indian medaka) is the source of this 12109-nucleotide messenger RNA. RefSeq names its product chromodomain helicase DNA binding protein 6 (gene chd6). The record is from RefSeq and is a predicted model, not a curated record. Gene Ontology annotation, molecular function: ATP binding; ATP-dependent chromatin remodeler activity; protein binding. The transcript has 45 exons. The coding region runs from base 488 to 10660 and encodes 3390 amino acids. Lineage: Eukaryota; Metazoa; Chordata; Actinopteri; Beloniformes; Adrianichthyidae.
UGCUUGACAGCUGCGGGGCCAAUGGAAACCUGCACGCGGCCAGCUGCGCAGAGCCGCCGCAGCCAAUGGAAACAUGGGAUCCGCGGAACCGGGACCGGAUACAGAACGCAGCUCGGCUGCCGGAACGGAGCCGCGGCGGGAGGUCGUUACGGGGAGAGGCGCCGCAAACUUCCGGAUGCGGGAUGCGCCGAGCCUGGAACCAGCGCGGGACACCGCAUCCCUCCGCAUGAGCGCGCGGCGCAGCUCGCAAGAACGAGACAGUCCCACUCCUUUUUCUCGCCUCGCGCCCUCCUCCCAUUCCGCCCCUCCCCAUCCCGCUGUUCCCUCCCCUCCCUCCGCUAAUUUUUUAUGCAUUUUUCUAAACUGUCAUGGCGUUUUCGUGUCCUUGGAAAUAAAAAGCGCCAGUGUGUUCCCGGGCUCACCGGGGAGCGUCUCGCCGGUGAGAGCGUCCGUCCGGACCGGAGCAGAUGCAGAAUCGGGAUAGAAGAUGAAAAUCCUCAAGAAAGACAAGCAGCAGAUGUUCCCCGGCCUCCUGAAGCACAACCAAUCUCCGGCCUCCUCAUCAGCUGCAGCUUGCUCCUCUGACCGAAGCGGCAACACUCCAACUGCACUUCCCACAAUUCCACGGGGGCACCUGGUCGUGGGUCCCAAAGACCAGCUGUGUCUCCUCAGCCCCGUGGGUAGCUCUGCAGGAUCAAACCAUUGCGCCACAGCCAGGGUCAGUGCUGCAAAGCAUUCUGGGCGAGCUCCACCACCAGCCUCCGCCCUGAGUGAGGAGGACGAUGGAGGAGGCGGAGCCAAGGUCAAAAAGAAAAGAAAGAAAAAGGAAAAAGAGCGAGAGAAGGCAGAAGGAGAGCGGACAGACAGCAAACCAAAGAAACGGAAGGAGCAGCAUGAGGGGAUGGUUCUGACGCUCCGGAGGAGCAAGGAGGUGAAGGAGCACAAGGAGCAGAACCAGCGCCGGACCAAGGGGAAGGAUGGACGCAGGGACAGCGGGACGCCGCAGGGAAAAGGGGAAAACAGGAAGAUUCCCCGCCAUGCCGUGGGCCUCGGAUCUACUCCAGGUUCUGUUAAAGUUCCUGGAAAGAGAGGAAGGAAACCGAAGAUCAAAGUUCUUCUUCCUCCUGAUCCCUCAAAACAAGCCCCCCCAGCGCAGGUUCAUGGUGUCAAGAUGACCCAGAACCAUGGAAGGAACCAGAACCAGGCCAGCAGCAACACUGCCACUUUUACCAUGGCAAAGCAGCGAGGGCGCAGGCCCAGGUGGGAGGUCUUUAUGAAAGAACUCACUGCUGCACCACCAGAGAAGAAGAAGAAAGGGAAGAGGAGAAACCAGGAGCCUGCUGUCAGGGAGGGGUUAGAGAGAGAUGACCCCACUUCCACAUCAGCCGUUGGAAUGGGGGGAGAGGACAGCCAGGACCCCCUGGACAAUGCAAAACGGCGUUCAGGACGUCAGGUCAAAAGGAGGAAAUACAAUGAAGACAUGGACUUUAAGGUUGUGGACGAUGAUGGAGAGACGAUUGCAGUCCUAGGAGCCGGCCGCAUAUCGGCGCUAAAUGCUACAGCGCUGGCGUGGCAGGCUGAAGAACCCCCGGAGGAUGAGGCCAACAUCAUUGAGAAGAUUCUGGCUGUCAGAGCAGUCAAGAAAGAGACUUCCUGUACAGACCAAGAAGAAGAAGCAGAAGAGUUUUAUGUCAAAUACAGAAACUUUUCGUACCUGCACUGCAAAUGGGCCACCCUGGUAGAACUGGAGAAGGAUCCAAGAAUUCACCAGAAGAUUAAACGCUUCAGGACCAAACAGGCUCAGAUGAAGCACUUGUUCACAGAGCCCGAUGAAGACUUGUUUAAUCCAGACUAUGUGGAGAUAGACCGCGUGCUGGAGGUGGCCAUUACCACGGACCCUGAAACCUGCGAGGAGGUGACACAUUACCUGGUAAAGUGGUGCAGUCUGUCCUAUGAGGAGGCGACCUGGGAGCUGCAGGAGGACCUGGACCCAGAAAAGAUCAAAGAGUUUGAAGAGAUCCAGAAACUUCCAGCAGACCUGAGACAUGUGGAACGCCCCCCCCCAGAAAAAUGGCAAAAGUUGGAGAUCUCAAGAGAUUACCGGAAUGGGAACCAGCUCAGAGAAUACCAGUUGGAAGGAAUGAACUGGCUGCUCUUCAACUGGUACAACAGAAAAAACUGCAUCCUGGCUGAUGAGAUGGGUUUAGGAAAGACCAUCCAGUCCAUCACCUUCCUGUUCGAGAUCUUCAGCAUGGGAAUCCGGGGGCCCUUCCUCAUCAUCGCCCCCCUCUCCACCAUCACCAACUGGGAGCGGGAGUUUCGGACGUGGACUCACAUGAACGUCAUCGUGUAUCACGGCUCACAGAUCAGCCGACAGAUGAUCCUGCAGUACGAGAUGUUCUACAGGGACUCUCAGGGUAACAGCAUCCCCGGAGGGUUGAAGUUUCAUGGGCUGAUCACCACCUUCGAGAUGAUCAUGACCGACUGUCCGGAGCUGAGGAAGCUGCAGUGGCGCUGCGUGGUGAUUGAUGAAGCUCAUCGGCUGAAGAACAGAAACUGCAAACUGCUGGAGGGUCUCAAACUCAUGAAUCUGGAGCAUAAGGUCCUGCUGACAGGAACUCCGCUGCAGAAUUCAGUGGAAGAACUUUUCAGCCUGUUGAACUUUUUGGAACCACAGCAGUUUCCCUCUGAAGGCGCCUUUCUCGAGGAGUUUGGAGACCUGAAGACAGAUGAACAGGUGAAGAAGCUCCAGUCCAUUCUGAAACCCAUGAUGCUGAGGAGACUGAAAGACGAUGUGGAGAAAAAUCUGGCUCCUAAAGAAGAGACUAUCAUUGAGGUGGAGCUGACAAACAUCCAGAAGAAAUAUUACAGAGCCAUCCUGGAGAAGAACUUCUCCUUCCUCUCCAAAGGAGCAAACCAGCACAACAUGCCAAACCUUAUUAACACCAUGAUGGAGCUGCGCAAGUGCUGCAACCACCCCUACCUUAUUACAGGAGCUGAGGAAAAGAUUCUGGAAAGCUUCAAGAAGAGUCACGCUGCAGACCAGGACUUCCCGCUGCAGGCCAUGAUCCAGGCAGCUGGAAAGCUGGUGCUCAUUGACAAACUGCUGCCCAAACUGUUAGCUGGGGGACACAAGGUCCUCAUCUUCUCCCAGAUGGUUCGCUGUCUGGACAUCCUGGAGGAUUACCUGAUCCAGAGACGUUACACGUAUGAACGCAUCGACGGCCGCGUGCGAGGGAACCUGCGACAGGCAGCUAUAGACCGCUUCUGUAAGCCCGACUCAGACCGCUUCGUGUUCCUGCUCUGCACCAGAGCUGGAGGGCUGGGGAUCAACCUGACUGCCGCCGACACCUGCAUCAUCUUUGACUCGGACUGGAACCCCCAGAAUGAUCUGCAGGCUCAGGCUCGCUGCCAUCGAAUCGGCCAGAGCAAAGCAGUGAAAGUCUACAGACUCAUCACCAGAAACUCAUACGAGAGGGAGAUGUUUGACAAGGCCAGUCUGAAACUGGGACUAGACAAAGCUGUUCUUCAAGAUAUCAACCGUAAAGGAAGCCUCAACGGGGUACAGCAGCUCUCCAAACUCGAGGUGGAGGAUCUCCUGAAAAAAGGAGCUUAUGGAGCUCUGAUGGAUGAAGAAGAUGAGGGCUCCAAGUUCUGUGAGGAGGACAUCGAUCAGAUCCUUCAGAGACGGACUCAGACCAUCACCAUCCAGUCCGAAGGCAAAGGCUCCACUUUUGCUAAGGCUAGUUUUGUCUCGUCUGGCAACAGAACCGACAUUUCACUGGAUGACCCCAACUUUUGGCAGAAAUGGGCCAAGAUUGCUGAAGUGGAGAUUGACUCCAGGUCUGAGAAGGAGUCUUUGGUGAUCGACACUCCCCGCGUCAGGAAGCAGACUCGGCACUACAACUCUUUCGAGGACGACGAGCUGAUGGAGUUCUCUGAGCUGGACAGUGACUCUGAGGAGAGGCCCUGUCGAACUCGUCGCCUAGGAGACCGCAGCAGACGAUACCUCCGAGCAGAGUGUUUUCGGGUGGAGAAGAACCUGCUGAUCUUUGGUUGGGGUCGGUGGAAAGACAUUUUAAAUCACGGUCGCUUUAAGUGGCACCUGACUGAGAGAGACAUGGAGAUCAUCUGCAGGGCUCUGCUGGUUUAUUGUCUGAAACACUACAAAGGUGACGACAAGAUCAAAAGCUUCAUCUGGGACCUGAUUGCUCCCAGCAAAGAGGGUCAGGACCAGGCGCUGCUCAAUCACUCCGGUUUGUCCUCUCCAGUUCCUCGGGGCAGGAAGGGGAAGAAGCUGAAGAACCAGCUGACCGUUCCUGAGCAGAAGAACGCCGACUGGUUGGUUCACUGCAACCCGGAGAUGGUUCUACAGGACGAGAGCUACAAGAAGCACCUGAAGCAACACUGCAACAAGGUGCUGCUGAGGGUCCGGAUGCUGUACUACCUGAAGGUGGAGGUUUUGGGUGAUGCUGCUGCUCAGGCUCUGGAAGGAACACCUGCCAGUCAAAUGGAUUUUUCGCUGCCAGACAUCGACUACAUGGAGAUUCCAGCUGCAUGGUGGGAUGCCGAGGCUGACAAGUCUCUCCUCAUCGGAGUCCAUAAACACGGAUAUGAGCGCUACCACGCCAUGCGGGCGGAUCCAGACCUGUGUUUCCUGGAGAGGGUUGGGAUGCCGGAUGUCACAGCGCUGUCUGCUGAGCAGGGAGGAGGGGAGGGCUCGUCUGAAGUGACUGACAGUGGCUGCAAAGUUCAAGAGGUCAAGGACAACCCAGAAAGCAAAGCUGACGGAGGAGAAGAGCGGGAAGACGGCAGAAAGUCAGAGGAGACCUGCUCCAGCACCGAUACCUCAGACAAACCAGACAGCACAGGUACAGAUUCUCAGGUAUCCGCUGACCUCUGCAACCAGGAUGGUCCUCUGGUAACCACGACAGCAACAGGGACGGGGACGGGGGUGGCAGUGCUGCAGGUCAUCCAGGCCCGGCCCGUGUGGCCCUCUGGUCCCGCCCUGACCGCUCGCCUUCGGCGCCUGAUCACAGCCUACCAGCGAUUCACUCUGCGCCGUGAGCCGCUUUUGAGGCACGACUUCCUGCUUCACGACGGCCUGGUGGGCAUGCCAAUGGGAGGAGGCGGAGCCAGCCAUGGUCAUCACUCUGGUGGGCCUCUGGCCUGGCAGCUGGGAGAGGAGCUAAGGAGAUGCUCUGUGGCCUCCACAGAUGCAGACCCUCUGUUCCUGGAGUGGCAGAGAAGGUGGACGCGCCGUGAGCAGGCAGACUUUUACCGCACCGUGUCUUCAUUCGGGGUGGUGUAUGACCCUGAGAGGAAAGCGUUCGACUGGUCCCAGUUCAGAGCUCUGGCCCGACUGGAGAGGAAGACAGACGAGAGUUUGGAGCGAUACUUCAACUCUUUUGUCAACAUGUGCAGGACGGCCUGUAAGCUCCCACCCAGGAAGGAAGAAGGGCUGGGGGAGGCCGGCGUGUUUGUGGAGUCUCUGACGGAGGAGAGGGCUGCGCGGACUCUCUACCGCAUCGAGCUGCUGCGCAAAGUCAGAGAGCAGGUGCUCCGUCACCCACUGCUGUCGGCCCGCCUGCAGCUGUGCCGCCCCUCCCUUUACCUCCCAGUGUGGUGGGAGCCGGGCAAACAUGACCGCGACCUCCUGAUGGGAGCUGCACGCCACGGCCUGAACCGCACCGACUUCUACAUCCUGAACGACCCCCAGCUGAGUUUCCUAGAAGCUCAUAGGAACUAUGUCAGAGGACAACCCGCCCACCUGCACCCCCAGAGCCACCAGCACACUCCACCCCCGGGCCUCUCGCCCUCGUUAUCACAGCUGCCUCACUGCUGUCUGUACGAUUCUGGUCAACUUUCCCCUCAGCCCCCGGAGUAUCCGCACUCUGCGCCCUCCUCUGCUGCACACCCUCACCCCCCCUCCCCUCCACUGGAUGCUCAGGACUCACCUGCUCAGAGCCCCGGCGUGGUCCCGGAGCCGCGCGUGGACUUCCUGGACUGCACAGCGCUGGAGGAGCCUCUGGAGCUGGGCGCUCUGCAGCACGACUCGCUGCACGGAGGGAAAGCCUCCAAAGACGCUCUGAACGGGUUUCCUUUCAACUCUGCAGCAGCUGCUCAGAGCAUGCUCAACUCCUACACCGUGGGGGGGGCAGACCUGGACUCCAAGCUAAGAAGUGACGUUCUGGUCGGAGAGCAGGGCUCGUCUGAGGAGACCGGGCUGAUGGCUCCGUCCGUGGAGCUGAACCCGUUACAGGCGCCCUGGGAAGGAGCAGAUCACAGCAGUCCUGCCGAGCACAUGUUCCAUGAGUCAGACUCCAUCCUGGGACCUUCGACUCUGGAAACGGGCUUCCUAGAGGAGGAGGAGGACGAUGAGGAUCAGGGUAGAAACCCCGCUGCUGAAGAGGGGGGGUCACUAGAAGAGUGUUUGGGUCUUCCUCCUUCGUCUCCUCCAUCCCAUCCUUCAACCGGAGACUCAGUGGAGCCGCUGUCCUCCACUUACAUUCUCUUCAAGGACAUUGCAGUGAAUGAGGACGCUAACGCUGAUCAAGCAGAUCUGACAUCUCUCACGCACCCUCCCUUGUCUUUGGGGGACAUCACCGAGCAGCAGGAUGGGCUGAGCAGCUCUGACGUCUGCCGGAGUCUGACCAACGCUGGGGAGAACCCAGAGGAGCGGGAAGGAACCGGCGGGUUUCAGUUUGAUGAGAAUGAAGAACAAGAAAAGAGUGAAGAACAGGAAGAAUGUCGAUCACAGGAAGACCAAAAUGGGGUUGUCCUGACUCCAUCAGUGGAGGAAUUAAAGCUGAAGCCAGUGGAAAAGCCGGAGUGUGUUCGGCAUCCUGAUGGCAGCCCCUUCCUUGGGAAACUGGAGCGGGAUGGUAGCCUGGUUUGUCCUGAGUCCUCUGGAGAGCCUCAGGAGGAGGUGGAGAGGCUGGUUCUGUAUCAGUCAAUGGAGAAUUCUCCGGACGCUGAAGCCCUCUUGCGUGAACCAGCCAAAGAGUUUCUGCAAAUGAAGGACAUUCCUGGGAGUCUGAGGGAGAAAGGUGGGCCAUGCAGCCCAGAUCCUGCAGAUCAAGCAGGAGGUCACGCUGACCUGUCUGCAGCGAUACAAACUCAUACAGGAGUGACGGAAAAGAUUAUAAAACAACUGAAAGCCAAAUCCAAUGAGGUGGGCUUUGAGAACAUGUCCUCGGAGUUUGUGCAGCCCCCCAGUCCUUCUGCCUUUGUCUCAAAACAAUCAAAUGGUGCUAAAAGUGCAGAAAAUGGGGAUGAAGCCAACAAAGAAGCCCUCACAGACCACGGACACCAGAGUUUUCCUGGAGACCGUGAAGCUUUGACUUUGUCUCUUCAUCAGGAGAGCAAAUACAACCUCCUGGUUUGUCCUGCUCUACCUGCAAACACUGCAGGGCCAUCCAACUUUAAACCUUCUCUUCAGACAGACAACAACCAGAAGAAACCCAGUCUUCUGGCAGUAAGAGUGAAGGUGGAAGACACAAAAAUGGAGAGCUAUGAAGACUUUCUCCCAGCGAGCUCUGAGAGGAAACAUGCUCAUUUUCUUCCUUACCCUAUAAAAGCUGAAUCAUCUGUUAACAAACCUGAACUGAAGGCUAAACUAGAAGAUUUCAACAUCUCCAAACACAAGAGCUUUGACUCCAAACCCGAAGACCUUCCCUUUGUGACAUACUCAGAUGGCAGGGGGGGCGACAUCAAACUAUCGGCUAUGAGCUUCUCCUCCUAUUUGGAUGGUGCCAAGGUGAAGACAGAAGACAAGCCGGAGAGUUUCAGCUCAGCUGCACUCCAUGAAGCAUCUGCCAUCAAGCCUGAACUGAAAAUGGAGACUCUGGAGUACAGCGCCUUCCCAGACAGCUCAGAUGCCAAAGCUGAGAUGAGGACAGAGAGCAGUGAAUAUCCGCCUCAGUCUGGGGUGAAAGCUAAGCUGAAGCAGGAGACGUUAGAGGCCGACAGCACAGUACUGACACCCAAGUUUGAGCUGCCAGACGGAGAGGCUGAAGCUGAAGAGGAUCCUGUGGAGAAAGCCCCCCUGAAGGCAGAAGGGUCAUGCACUCCAGAAGCUUUGGUGGAUGACUAUUCCAACAGCCUCAGGUUUUCUCUUCCGGUUUCCAUCUGCGAGAUUCCCAACAGCCUUUAUGAAAGCAGGGAGCCGACCAUCGCCCAGCUCCUGCAGGAGAAAGCGCUGUACUCCUUCUCUGAGUGGCCAAAGGACCGGGUCAUCAUCAACCGCUUAGACAGCAUCUGCCAGACCAUCCUGAAGGGGAAGUGGCCUUCAUCCAGCGAGCAGUACGACUCCCCGGGCUCUGUGGCAUCCAGCGCCUGCCUGGCCACCAGCUUAGCUCAGCACCACCAACACCGAUCCGGUUACCUGGCUGCCUCCGGCUCUACCUCUGCUCAGGCCCGGAUCCCUGCUGGACUGGGCUUUUCCAUCCCUCCCCCCCUCACAAGACUUCCAAAGUGUGUGCCGCGGGGCGGCGCUUGCGGGCGCGGAGCUUGGCGCCUCACUUCCUUGCCUCUCUUACAGGAGAGGCUUGUGGCUCCGCCAUUCCUCCCAGAGCUCAAGAGAGCAGGAAGUCGCAGGGCGUUUGAUUACGAAGCUGCUGCUGCCGCCAUCCCUUCGGGGAAGCCAGUCUCACCGCGCCACACUGCAAGCCCUUCCAGCUCCGCUCAAGAGGGCGUCGCAGGUGCAGCUCCGCCCUCUAACCGCUCAGGAUCCAUGUUGAUGAACGGAUGGCAAGAAGCAGCCAUUGACCUGACCAAGUCUGGAGAAAUAAGCACCACCAACCCUAUGGGGGCAAAUGAAGCUGCAACGAAUCCCCGCAGCAGCAGCCACAAGCUGCCCCCUCCGCCCCCCAUCGCCGCACCUCUGCCGGGCUCGGCUGGGAUCGACAUCUCCAGGAUCCUGCAGGCCGGCCUCAUUCAUCCUGUCACCGGAGAGAUCGUGAACGGGAGCCUGAGGGGGGACGACUCCCUGAAAAAGAGGAGAGGGAGGAGGAGAAACGUAGAAGCUCUCUAUUCCGAAUUCACCAAGAGCCGAGGACUGCAGGUCCUGGAAACACAGGGCCGGGCAGACGCCAUCAGCCACUCCACCAUUUCUUCUUCCACCUCCUCUCCAUCCCCUUCCCCAUGUCAUGCCACCUCCUCCUCUACUACCUCCACCCCCACACAGACCCCCUCUCAGCCGGAGAUUGUAGCCCUGGACAGAGACACUGCUGGGAAAGGUCUGAUGGAAUGGCUUCGGCAGAACCCAGGCUACAGCAUGGACCUGCCCACCUUCGCUCAGCAGUCUGGAGCUGUGCUGCUGCAUGGUUUAGUUGAGCGGCCCAAGCAGAGGAGGCAUCGCUGCAAAGACCCCACCAAGCUGGACAUCAACUCUCUGACGGGAGAGGAAAGAGUCCCGGUGGUUCACCGAGGCUCCGGACGCAGGCUGGGGGGCGCUAUGGCUCCCACCAUAAAGGAGCUUUCCAGGUGGCUGGAUGCAAACUCGGAGUACUGUGUGGCUCCAGACUGGUCUGAUGUGGUCAAACACUCUGGCUUCCUCCCUGAAGGGAAAUUCUCACGGAUUCUUACAGAACCGGUCAGCAAAGAUGCAACUUCUCGUCGCCGUGGACGACGGCCUCGCAGUGACAUGCCCAAACCUCUCCUCUCGGUGUCGGAGUCCUCAGCUGGCCUCGGGCCUCCGCUCUACAUGAACGGAGGUCUGAUGGGCAGCAUGGACUCCAUGGUGGCCAUCCAGAACCUGGGGGGGAGUAUUCCCGGGAUUCCCAUCUCUGGAAUAAUGGCAGCUGGUUUCCCACACAGUUUUUCCGCAGGAGGCGCCAGAUCGUCGGCAGAGGACGCAAAGAACAGCUUGAGCAUGUUACCCAUGAUGCUGCAUAGCAUCCCACAUCCCCAUGGAGCCGCCAUCCCACAGCACGCCUUGUUUGGCGUUGGUACAAUGAUGGCGCACCCACCUCCUCACCUCAGCUCCCCCUCCAACCUAACAGGGUCCUGUUCUUCUCCCUCCAUGUCUGUGGUUACCACGACAACAUCCACUGCUGAGACCUCCAGCCCGUCCUCCACAGUGCCUGCUGAUGCAGACGGCACCUCCUCUUUAGCAUCCAGAGGGGAAAAAGAGACCAGCGGAGAGGAGAAAGUAGCAGAGGCCACCAGCCUACCAGCAGGAGGCGAGGGAGCAGCUGCCGUCUCCUCCACCAACAGAACCCACCAUAGCUCGGCUCAUCUGGGCGCUGGCAGCGGCAGCCACCUCACCUUCAACCCCUUCCUGAUCCCAGGAAUGUCUCACGGCCUCCUGUACCCACAUAUGUUCCUGCCGCACGGCGGCAUCGUGGCACUUCCUGCUAUGCCCCCCAGUGGUGCAAACGGCUCCCCGAGCAGCCCCAAAAGGAGGCGGAAGAGAGCAAAGGAGGUGGGGGAGAAAGAUGAGGAGGCAGAGCGCGAAAAGGCUGACGGAGACUCCCAGGAGAAGGACAGUACGCUUCUGGCUUCUGGCUUCUCCCAUCCUUCUGGCUCCACCUCCUCGCCGUCCGGUCCAGCGGAGGAGAACCAGUCCGGAUCAGAGUGUGCAGAGGAAAGGCCCUCAGACUCCGACAACCCUCCAGAGGAGGCAGCAUCAGCAGAGGAUCAGAAAUGUCCAGAGUGAGUGGAGGCUUCCCCCAGCAGAGCAGCAGACUGUUGUCAUGGAAACCAUUUCAUUCAGUCUCGUCAUGUUUUUAAACCAAGACUCCCCCAUAGUCAAGUCGCUGUCUCCUGGGGGGACGGAGUCGCCCCCAUUCCACAUCUCAACUGUGUGGGGGGGGCUUCUCAGGCGGCUCCUGCCCACAUGUCCGGGGGGGGCUGGAGGAGGAGCUUCAGUCUGUGGUGCGUUUGCUUGGAAAGACAGUGAAGUUGCUGAGGCAAAUGUUUUUCCCAUCAGAAGAUAGGACUUCACUGAACUUGUUUUGUAUCGUGCAAUGUCUGAGAAAUCAGGAAGAGCAUUCCCAGACGUUUGAACUCCAACGCAAAGAAGAUCUACGUUUUCAAUCCUUCAGUUACCAUGCAGCAAAACUGACAAGACAUCUGGAAUGAUGGGAGUCAGUCUCCAUGCUUUAGAUUGUGUCAUCCAUGUUUUUGUAUUAUUGUUGCUCCUGCAUACUCCGAACAACUGCUCCUCAUUUCAGUUGUCCCCAAAAGCAAAGAACAAUCAUGACUUCACUGUAAACUUGGUAGAUCAUGUGUUUGUUUUUCUUUUAGCCACAAAGUCACUUUGAGAGAUUCUCCUUCAGUGGCUGGGUCCAGAGGACAGCCUUGUUGAAGCUCAGUUUGGCCACCGGGGGGCAGUAGCAGACAGAUCUGAAUGUAUGCUGUCUCGCAAACACUGGGUGGAAAUGAGGGAUUGUGGGUGGCAGCGGUUCAUGUUUGCUCAUGAUGACGGCACUCCACCUGUUCAGUCCACACUAAGAAUUUCUUAGUAUUUCAAUCGUUUGAAAUGCCCCAUGGUCCCCGUGUUCAUGUCUUCUAUGGGGAGUUCAAUACUUGAUGUGUGAGAGUUGUGUCAUACAGACUGAAAUGAUCCAAGUCGAGGCAUUAACUCCGUCUUCUAACAGGGUGCAAAUUUUGGCGGGGGUGAUGUUAAAAGAACACUUUAGUUUUUUUCAUUGGUGAAAACAUUCUUUUUGCACAGCGUCUUUGUGUGUAUGAGUGUGUGUGAUGCUGGGAGGCAGAGUGAGCUCGUCCUCAUUCCAACAGCUCACGUCUUGAUGGGGAGAAGAACACAUUGUUGUUGCCUUGUCACAAUUUUGUGGCUCGAUAUAAUUUAUUAUAAUUUGCUUUUGCCAAACUUUCACCAAACAUGACUCUCCUCAUAGUUUUUUUUUUUUUUUUUUUUUUUAACAAAAAAUGCCUUAAUUUAAUCUGUUUUUGUCUGGAUGGUCUGUUGAGUUGUUCUGUUCUGGUCACGUGUGUUAUCUGGUUAAUUGAAGGCACAGCUGUCCAAAUGAGAUCAAAAUUGUAAACGUUGUUGAAUCCCCUGCAAAAGCACAAACAAGGUUCUGUGAGUGCCUCUAAAGUUCCUGUAGAUUUUCUUUCACAUCUUUCAUGCACUCACAUCACA